This is a messenger RNA of Labrus mixtus (cuckoo wrasse), 4000 nucleotides long. RefSeq names its product tau tubulin kinase 2b (gene ttbk2b). NCBI's taxonomy places the organism in Eukaryota, Metazoa, Chordata, Actinopteri, Labriformes, Labridae. Bases 180 to 3065 code for a protein of 961 amino acids. Gene Ontology annotation, biological process: peptidyl-serine phosphorylation; cilium assembly; signal transduction. The record is from RefSeq and is a predicted model, not a curated record. The transcript has 15 exons. Gene Ontology annotation, cellular component: ciliary basal body; cytoplasm; ciliary transition zone. Gene Ontology annotation, molecular function: protein serine/threonine kinase activity; ATP binding.
UAAAAUAAACAACGUUGUGGUGGAAUGACCUGGCCAACCUAACCAAAACACACACGCUGCUGAGACUAUGGGGACAUUUUGGAUUCUGAACACGAACUUGGAUCGCGAUGGUGCAACGAAGCGAGUGAGGGGUUUGCGUCACUGAUGCCAGGUGCAGGCUGUAGCUGAGAGCACUCAGGAUGAGUGGGGCUGGAGAGCACACAGACAUCCUGUCAGUGGCAGACGUGGUCAGAGACAGAUGGAAAGUAGCGAGGAAGAUUGGUGGAGGCGGGUUUGGGGAGAUCUACGAGGUUUUGGAUCAGCUGAGUCAGGCCACUGUUGCCUUGAAGGUGGAGUCCGCGCAACAACCCAAACAGGUGCUGAAGAUGGAGGUGGCUGUGCUGAAGAAGCUUCAGGGCAAAGACCACGUGUGUCGCUUUGUGGGUUGUGGCCGAAAUGACCGUUUCAACUACGUGGUGAUGGAACUCCAGGGGAGGAAUCUGGCAGAUUUGCGCAGAACCAUGACCCGCGCCACCUUCUCCGUCUCCACAACUUUGAGACUUGGCAAGCAGAUUUUGGAGGCCAUUGAAAGCAUCCACUCUGUGGGCUUUCUGCACCGCGACAUUAAACCUUCCAACUUUGCGAUGGGGAGACUAGCCAGUACCUGCAGAUGCUGCUACAUGCUUGAUUUCGGCUUGGCUCGCCAGUUUACCAACUCCAGCCAGGAAGUCCGUCCACCUCGUCCUGUGGCAGGCUUCAGAGGAACUGUGCGAUAUGCUUCUAUCAAUGCUCAUAAGAAUAAGGAAAUGGGCCGUCAUGACGACCUGUGGUCCCUCUUCUACAUGCUGGUUGAGUUCAUGGUUGGUCAGCUUCCCUGGAGGAAAAUUAAAGACAAAGAACAAGUUGGAAAUCUAAAAGAGACAUACGACCAUCGACUCAUGCUCAAGCACCUUCCCUCAGAGUUCAGCACUUUCCUUGAUCACAUCCUGACCUUGGACUACUUCACUAAGCCUGACUAUCAGCUCCUGAUGUCACUGUUUGAGAACGCCAUGAAGAGCAACAGCGUGCUGGAGAAUGAUCCUUACGACUGGGAGAAAUGUGAUUCGGAGGAUAUGCUGACAAUCACUGCCGCGACAACCACUGCUCAGCAGCUCACCCGCCUCACUCCGGCCUACUUGGGCAUGGCGAACGCUUCAGUGCUGCCGGGUGAGCUGCAGAGGGAGAACACGGAGGAUGUCCUGCAAGGGGAACGCCUCAGCGACGCUGACAACUGCCCUCCCAUCCCCACCCCGACCACCCCGGGUGGAGACGUAUGGGAAGAGAUGGACCGCAACAGAAACCUUAAACACGCCCAGCCAAUGAUCAGGAAGGUGGUCAGUGAGGAUGAACACAGUCAGAAUCAGGGGAACCAGAGCCCCAACACUGGCUCCAUGCAGAGUUCUCCUCGACGGGUGCGAUCAGAGACCAUGUUCCUUGAGCGGGCUGCGCCUCUGCUCCGGAGGAUAAGACACAGUCAGAGCCUGGCGUUUGAAAAGAGACUCGCACCUGAACCCAAGCCAACCAUUGAGCGCUUUCUAGAGGCCUAUUUAGGCAAACAGCGUCCUGUCCUCUCUCAUGUCGGGGAGAAUUCCAUUCCAGAGCGAUUGCAGUCUCCUUCCUGCAAGGAGGAACACUCGGGCACAGCGACCCCCGACCAAGAGGAGGGCGCAGCGAGCAGUGGCUUUGUGGCUGUGAACCUCAGUCCUGUUCCCCAGGAGGGAGACUCUCAGGAGUGGGUGAUGCUGGAGCUAGAGCAAGGCAGCGGUUCUGGAGCCACCAAACCUCCGGCGGAAGAAAAGCCUGGGACUCAAACCCCGGCUGAGACUGACAACCCGUCCUCUGAGCCACAGGACGGCCAGUCCACAGCGGUGCCGAGCAGUCCCGUCCUCUCACAGAUGGCCAUGCCUUGCACGUGGUUACUGGGCCACAGGAGACUGCCGGGGAUGCUGGGACAAAUGCCCUCGGUCAUCAUGGGACGACCCCAGAUGGACCAGUCCUCCAGCUGUGGGCCACUGUCCCCUGCACAGGAGAAGAGUGAAGCCAUACCACUAGAGGCACCAUCUAGUAAAUCUGAUCAAGUUAAAGAGGACGCCUCACAGGAUGGAGACAAGUUGGAGUUAGCGCCCGUGCCAAUCCCAGCCAAAGGUCCCACUGCUCACCUGACAGCCGACAGAGACCCUGAGAGUGAUUCUGGUCUGCCCGAUCGAUCCUCCGAGCCCAAUCAGCAGCCUCAAGCCGACAUAGCAGGAGGCGCCGUAGAGAGCACAGUCACCGUCUCCUCCUCCCCACCCCCAGCACUGCUCAGACGCAGAGACUCCCCCUUAUCCCCAAGACUGAGUCGAAUCCCGGUACGAGAACCCAACGCCCCGCUGGACUCUGUGAGCAGGGAUCUCCACAUGGAGAGGCGUCACCGCUGGAGCAGUCCAGUCCCUGGCUCCCCGACCCACUCGCCCUCUCCCUCUCUGUCCUGCGACAACCUGCCCUGCGCUUUGCCCAGAGACAGGCUUCCCUCUGACCGUGGAUCCAGGUCCGACUGCGUGGGAGAAGACCCUCUGUCUCUGUCCUCUUCGUCAGGAAGUAAAAGUAAGAUCCCACGUCCUGUGAGUGCCACCUUUGUACCCGAGCAACUCGCGAGCAAGUUUCUGCCCCGACCACCUCCUGGAAAACCACCCAUCCGCCCAUGUGUGGACAAUAGACGACGGCGGUUAAGAGUGCGUGCAAGCAGCACCAGCGACGCUGACUUCCUGGCCAGUCUGACUCAGCUGAUGCAGGACCGCAGCGGGAUGCUAUUCAGCCCUCCUCCUCGCCCACGCAGCUCCUCCUCCUCCCUGCAGCGCUCGCUGAGCUCCUCCCCGUCCCGACAAGAGCUGCGAGACGGCGGGGCACUGCAGGGACGCAGCCGCUCUCCGUCCAGCUUCUCCGGCUCCCCUCCCGCCCGCUACGCUCACCCGCAAGACCGGUUCGCGGGGCAGGGCCACUGGGGUCACGGCUCCAGGGGAAGAGGUCUGAUCCACGAGGGAAAAGGCUCGGGCAAAGUGAAUCGAUGACUGCGUUUGACACAAGCAACUGAUCUGGAUGGUGCAUCUGUCGCCAGAGACUGUGUCACGUCCGGUCCCUGAUAGCAUGUGUAAAUUUGGUAUUUACUCAAGGGAAUGUACUGUAUGUAAUGUAAAAUGUAUGAUAAAUUGAACGUAUUUAUUUAUUUAUUUGUUGGAUGUGUCUCUCAGAACACUUGACGAUGUGGAUCGAUAUGUGCAGUUGAAAGAAGAAGGUUGAGAUAACCUGAAGAUUGCCAACUCUUUACCUCUCAUUUCACUCUUCUCUUAAUGGUUCAUGUAGGCCUAAUAUGAGACCAAAAAGAUCAAAGUUAAAUACUUGAGGGAUGUAAAAAAAAAAGAAAUGAUGCUAAUUGUAGAUAUGUACCAUUAGGAAAAUGGUAUACACUAAUAGAAAGCAUAUACUCACAUUAAGGACACUAAUAUUUAAAAAAACACACACUAGCAGUAUACCAACAUCAGCAUUCAUGUACAGCAGCAGGGCAUGCAGCCCCAUUAUGACCUCACUCCAGUACAACAGCUAGACUCAAGACUAUGUAACAACGAUUGCUCAUAUCACAGUGUAGUAGUGUGCUUUUACUUUGCUUAGAAAAUAUUUGUCAUGCAAAAGGAGUGGGCAUAUUAGAAUGUACAUGUAAGUGCACUCAUUCUUGAGUAUUGUAAAAGUGCAUGAGCAUCAUCCGCAAUUUUGUUUUUUUAUAUUCAUUUGUACAGUCUGCUAAGACAUCUGUAUUUUAUUGAGCUGCUUCUGAUCAAAAGUACAUCCUAAUGUAGACCAGCAACAAUUACCAUUUUUAUUUUUUUAUUUCUUGCAUCAAGUACACGUACGAAGGAAAGGAAGAAAAGUGAUCAAAGUGUAUCGUUUUCAUCGUGGCUGUUUUCUUUUAUCAACGCAAUCAAAACAUUUAUUAAAAUAAUUUCAUUGA